This is a messenger RNA of Limanda limanda (common dab), 1740 nucleotides long. RefSeq names its product E3 ubiquitin-protein ligase NEURL1-like. The record is from RefSeq and is a predicted model, not a curated record. The transcript is spliced from 6 exons. NCBI's taxonomy places the organism in Eukaryota, Metazoa, Chordata, Actinopteri, Pleuronectiformes, Pleuronectidae. Bases 1 to 1740 code for a protein of 579 amino acids. Gene Ontology annotation, molecular function: ubiquitin protein ligase activity. Gene Ontology annotation, cellular component: postsynaptic density; plasma membrane. Gene Ontology annotation, biological process: negative regulation of Notch signaling pathway; nervous system development.
AUGGGGGGUCAGAUCACCAGACACACCAUCUACGAUUCUCUGAACGCACCGUUUCCCGCAACAUCCCACCGGUGCCACUACAAGCCGAAGCGCUGCCUGCCUAUACAGCCAUGUGGAGGCUUGUCCUCCACCCCUCUGCUCUUUCACCCCAGCACCAAGGGAUCGCAGAUCAUCAUGGACAUGUCCCAGAGGACGGUCAAGAGACAGGCCAGCUUCUGUAACGCCAUUACGUUCAGCAACAGGCCCAUCGCUGUGUAUGAGCAAGUACGACUGAAGAUCACCAAAAAGCAGUGCUGUUGGAGCGGCGCUCUGCGUCUUGGCUUCACGUGCAAAGACCCGUCGAGGAUCAACCCAGACACCUUGCCAAAGUACGCCUGCCCCGACCUGGUCUCCCAGAGCGGCUUCUGGGCCAAGGCUCUGCCCGAGGAGCUCUCCAAUGAGGGACAUGUCAUCUCCUUCUGGGUGGACAAGAAGGGCCGUGUGUUUUACAGGAUCAACGACUCCAGCCCCAUGCUGUUCUUCAGCGGCGUGCACGUCUCUGAACCCCUGUGGGCUCUCAUAGACAUCUACGGCCUCACCAGAGGGGUCCAGCUGCUAGACAGUGAGAUGGUCCCUGCCGACUGCCUGCGUCCUCGCUCUUUUGCAGCCACCCACCAGGCCUCGAUUCAGCGGAGCGGCGGCGACCCUCACCUCUCCAUCAGCCUGUGCGACCUGAGCCUGCAGCACCAGGAGAUGCAUCUGGAGGAAGACGAUGAGGAAGAGGACCGGCUGCAGCCCUUGAGCUCCGCCUCGUGCCACGUGCCCCAAAACUCUCAAAACUCGCAGCAGUGCUCGCUGCUGCCCGGCCAUUUGGACACAGAUCUGCACUUCCACUCGGUGCACGGCAUCCACGCUACCAUGCUGGAUAAGCACACGGUCGGGCGGCUGGAUCACCGUGGCGAUGAGAGGACCCUGGUGUUCACCAGCCGGCCGAUGCGCUGCUCAGAGACUGUGUUUGUGAAAGUGAAGGCGGGUGCCACAAGGUCCGCUUCUCUGUCUUAUGGCGUGACGUCCUGCGACCCGGCCAUCCUGAGACCCAGCGACCUCCCAUCAAACCCAGAAUCCCUGGUGGACCGCAAGGAAUUCUGGGCCGUGUGUCGGGUGGUGGUGCCGCUCCACAGUGGAGACAUCCUGGGCUUUGUGGUGAACUCAGACGGGGAGGUCGUGAUGAGCCACAACGGCCUCAGUGCAGGGAUGCAGUUGUGUGUAGAUAACUCCAGGCCCCUCUGGAUGUUCUACGGUUUGCACGGCACCGUUACACAACUCAGGAUUUUAGGCUCGUCUCUGCACCCCGACCUCCGAGGCCUGUCCGUUCCCAGCUCCCCCUCCUGUACACCCAACACUCCCACAAUGCUUUGCAGCGGCAACUCGGAGUCAAACCUGGACACGCCCUUCAACAACAACCUCAACUCAAGCCUCAACUCCAACUACCACGCACUCUUCUCUUCGUCCACAGGUACCAGCCCGAGCUCUCCGUUCUCCAGCCACCCGGAGUCCCCGACCUUCCCGCCCUGCCCGGGCUCGUGGAGUGACGAGUGCACCAUCUGCUACGAGAACGUGGUGGACACGGUGCUCUAUGCCUGCGGACACAUGUGUCUCUGCUACGCCUGCGGCCUCAAACUCAAGAAGAUGGCCAACGCGUGCUGCCCCAUCUGUAGGAGGACGAUCAAAGACAUCAUCAAGACCUACAGGAGCACGUAG